Molecule: messenger RNA, 4476 nt
Organism: Blastomyces gilchristii SLH14081
Lineage: Eukaryota; Fungi; Ascomycota; Eurotiomycetes; Onygenales; Ajellomycetaceae
Exons: 1
Coding region: 1909-2961 (350 amino acids)
Biological process (GO): translation
Cellular component (GO): mitochondrial large ribosomal subunit
Molecular function (GO): structural constituent of ribosome
Source: RefSeq, a predicted model, not a curated record
AGAAAAGAAAAAGAAAAAGAAAACAAAAAAAAAAAAAGAAAAAGGGAAGAAAAAAGAGAAAAAAAAGACCUCAAUAAGACAAUAUGGUCCAUCCAAGACCCGAGAAGAUAGAUUACCAAAGCAUCUUUCCAAAAUUCCCCUUAUUCCAGCUACAAUGAGUUUGAUACCUUGAUGAAUUUCUCCAAGCUCUUCACUGCCUCUCCACUUUCGAUCGCCCAGCGCGCCCGUCGAAUACCUUCCUUCCAGCGGCCACCGCCCGGACCUACCUCUUUAAUAACUUCCCCGUUAUCACCAGGACCCAUAUUGCUGGUAUCAGCGUCACAUAUGCCAGAUAUGACCAACAGAGCUGCAACGUUCAUGAGAACGAAUUCCAAAAUGGGGUGGUCGCGAGGAAGCUCGUUACGGAGCAUACUCAUCAGUAUCAACGCGUUUUCGCCAGGCCUCUUGCCCCCACCAACUUCUGAAAGCGGGCGCGGAGAGAACCCAAAAUCCGAUGGUUGAAGCUGGAAGGUUUCGAUUUUCACCACCGUUUUAGGCGGCGCGUCCUCAUCCCAAGUCUCCUCGCCUUCAGCAUUACCGUCUGGAUUGCCUUCGUAUUCGGGGUUAGGGUAUUCAGAUAGUUUCCAGCAGUUUGUUUUCCCAGCACAGCUGAUUUCAUCCAAGUCUUCUUCACCGCAUACUACCAGCGCCUUCUUGACUCCGCUGAGCUUCAGGACGUUUGCGAAUAUUGGCCCCAAGGAUUGGUAUGCUACGCCAACCAAACGAGCCUCAAUACCCCAAUCAAUGGGGUUUGCGAGGGGUCCGAGGAGGUUGAAUAUUGUUCGUAUACCCAACCCUCUCCGAACCGGAGUUGCAAACUUCAUGCCAGUGUGGAAAUUUGGAGCGAAGAGAAAGCAAUAGUUCGACUGCUCGUACACCUUGCAGAUGUUCUCAGGCAGGACCGCAGAUAUGUUUGGUGGGGUUGGAGUGAUCGAGGUCAAGACGUCCGCAGAGCCUGAAAAUGAUGUUUGGGCCCGAUUUCCAUGCUUGGCAAUCAAGAGCAAUGGCGACGCUAUAAUGGAGGAAGUCGUAGAGAUGUUGAAUGUUCGAUGCGAAUCUCCUCCUGUCCCAACAAUGUCACACUUCCGCCAAAUAUGUUAUUAGCUUGCUUCACAACUUCUUCCCGGAGAAUAAAAUCAUCGAUUCCUUUUACUUACAAAGCCACCUUCGUAAGACCCUUCUUUUCUAGCCCGCUCUUUAACUAAUGCCCGUAGUGCUGUCGGCUCAAUUGGCAGUGCAGCUUCCCUCAUCCGAGCUGCGCAUUGUGCUAACACAUCGGCAUCCCUGUCCUUGCCAGUUGAAUGUAGGAGGGUGAGAAGUGCAGCGGUCUGAAUGAGAGAUAGUUUAUCCUCAAAUAUAAGAGCAAAAGCACCAGCUAUCUCUACUGCAGAAACCUCAUGCUUGGCUGCAUCCGGAUAAGCGAGUCUCGUAAGAAGCGGUGUUAUAGAAAUCGCCAGGUCAGGUUUGUCCGACGCCAUAGCUUCGUUCCCGUCGAAGUUCCCAGUUAUACGCAGAAUAAUUCUUUCGGCCAGAACCCAAAUGGCAAAUUGAUAACUAGGCACACUCUUAGGUAAAAGUAAGAUAUGAAAGCAGCAAUUAAAGAUGCGAUUGUUGCGUCCUCGUAACCUUGCCCCACCAAUGGUCGGACAAAGGAGUCAUUGAAAUGUGCGACAGAAUCUUCACCGCCUUUGACGACCACCAAACUUUUGUAGGUUAAAAAUAUUCUCCAUGAACAGUAGCAGAGUACCGGCGUAUAUCUAUCAGGCUCCGAAUUCGAAACGCAUGGCAAUUGAGCCAGGAGUGACAAUCUGCCGUGUUCUACAUUUAUUCCGAAUAUUCUAAUAUUCUAAUUGCUGAUUUCCCGCUCCAAUGCCUCCUCGAUUGCGCCUCUCCGUUUCCCUCCUCUCACACCCCCUUCGGCAUGAAGUCCUCAUAUAUUCGCGACGAUAUGCCGCCACAGCGGCAGCAGCAGUUGUGACAUCCACAAUAAGCCAAACAUCCCAAUCGAAAUCCACAUCUUUACAGCCACCUCCUUCCCCUGCUGCAGCAUACCCAUCAAACCAACCCCCAUCGCACCGCCGCCCUGAGUUCCGCAAAUCCCAGCUCCACCGCCAAUACACUUCCAUCCUCCGCACAACGCCGCUGAUCCUGAUUUUCCAGCAUAACAACCUUCUAUCCGUAGAAUGGGCCGGCAUACGUCGCGAGCUUACAAAAGCUCUACAAAAAGUUGACGAGGCAAAUGCUGCUGCCGGCAGAACAGAGCCUCCGCUGGCUUCCCUAGUUCAACUUAAAAUCAUCCAAACUAGCAUUUUCGAGGCUGCUCUGCGUGUCGUGGAUUUCUUCCGGCCCGGCGAAACAACCCCCCGCGGCCCUGGCAAGAUUGCAGCCGCUAAAGCUGACUCCAACUUAACACAUGAUCUCUCUCGCACGGCCUAUGCCGCAGUACUGGACAAAAAGGGCAAACAUGAUCUUUCAAAUGUCCUAAUCGGCCCAAUUGCUGUGCUCACUUUCCCACAUGUUUCCCCGGAGCAUUUGAAGGCUGCCCUAUCGAUUUUGGCACCCAAGCCGCCACAGUUCCCCGCACCAGGACGAAGGUUGAAUCCCGGUCUAUACGACCUGCCUGUCCAGGAGGGAUUGAAGAAAUUGAUUUUGUUGGCGGCGAGGGUGGAGGGCAAGGUGUUCGACCAAGACCAGACGAGAUGGGUUGGUGGAAUUGAGGGUGGCAUGACUGGGUUGAGAUCUCAACUUGUGUCGCUCUUGCAAGGCGCAGGAGCAAGCAUUACUACGACGUUGGAUGCGGCCGGUAAGAGUCUGUAUCUUACUCUUGAGAGCCGGAGGAGCGUCUUGGAAGAGGAGCAGAAGGGACCUGAGAGUGACGUUAAGAGCGAGAGUGAGGGGCAAACGGAUGCUUUAAAGGAAUAGACGAUGACUAUAUACUUUUGUUUGUUGUUCCAUUUUUUUUCAUUGUUCUACUUCUAGAUAUAGCUUGUGGUCGUUUCUGGUUUUUAUUUUGGUUUGGUUCUUCUGAUACAUGCUGACCUUUUUCCUCUAUAUCUACUGUACAUUAUGUAUCAUAUAUUUUAUCCAAACCGGUUCAAAACCUCGGUCAGUAUGCUGGCACUGUUCCUAUAAUUGGUUAUUUUGCCAAAUAUGGAGCAACAACCCUCCAAGUGGUUGUUUGGCCGAAUUUAUUUCUGUCUCAUCAUGAGCCUUGCGUUCAUUCCAACGACACAUCUCACUAGAUCCCAGUCACCGCCUAAUCCAACCCAAUCGCACACCAGAAUCCCCGUAGACCAAUCCCCCUUCUCCCCUUGAUGCUUGCGGCACAAAUAAUCCACUGCAGCUGGAUUCACUUUGGCCGCAAUCUUUUCCGGCCAAGUCGUUACUUUCCAAAAGUUGCUCGCGCUAAGGAAAUUUAUAUAAAAGGGAAGCUUGAGAUCACCACGGUCGCUAUUAUCUUCUCCUUCCUUCUUAAUGACGCCACACGGAUAACACAGCUCCGCCGCCCUCCCAAAAUGAGCAUUGAUAUACUCUAUUUUCUGCUGGAUCUUUUCUUUCUCGAGUACCUCGUAGAAGUCCUGGAUGCAAAUGUCUCCGCUUGGGCAUGUCGCAAAUGGGGUAUUAUCAGCCCAGCCUUCCGCAUCGAUACCCCAGCCCCGUCCUCUCCAUUCUUUCUUCAACCGAUCUUCUAAAGCAAACCGCCGGAUCAACACGAUCUUACCCCUAGAUUUGCCAAGGGUAGGGACUUUGGGUUCGGUGUACCACCGGCUCCCAUCUCGCGCAUAGUGGUCCCGGAGAAUGCGGCUAAGUUGCGCAUCGGUAGAGUUCCCUGGCCCUUCCCGCUUCACGGACAUAAUGAGAGUUUCAGAAGGAUUGCGCUCAAGGAAUGAUUCAACCUCGUUAACGAGAUCGCGGAAGUAUUUUUGCCCCGUAAAUGAGAUCGGGAAUGCCCCGUGGACAAGCACCAGAUUGUCCUUGCUUGGAUCGUCGGGAAAUUGGGGCUGCACCCGGACAUCGAAAAAUCGAACGCCGUUUUCCAGUUGUUCUCGGGGCCCAACAGCCUGACAGCGAACUGAGGGAGGAGCUAGAUGGCAUGUUGGGGAGUUGUGAGUACCGGGAAUGGAAAGGGCAGAAAGAUAGGUUCCGUCAUUGAGCUCGCGCAUCCAAGCAUUGAGGUUGGCAGAGGAGUAUACAGCAAGGUGGGAUUCCGGGAUAAUAUAGAUUCCGGUCAAUUGGAAACGGGGAUUAGCAGCCAGCGGUUUAGAUGUGGCGGACUCCUUGGUAGAUACAGGGGUUUCAAUUUGGUGUCUCUCGCCUUCUGCUUCAAAUAUCAGACGCAUACGUUCUCUAUCUGACUUGUCAAAAGCCCGGAUAUCCGUAACCACCGAGGUAAAUGGUUCAAUCCGAAUUGACACAUCAUGAUUAGCAAGAAUUUUG